Molecule: messenger RNA, 1351 nt
Organism: Populus nigra (black poplar)
Lineage: Eukaryota; Viridiplantae; Streptophyta; Magnoliopsida; Malpighiales; Salicaceae
Product: transcription factor MYB54-like
Exons: 3
Coding region: 381-1091 (236 amino acids)
Biological process (GO): regulation of DNA-templated transcription
Cellular component (GO): nucleus
Molecular function (GO): DNA-binding transcription factor activity, RNA polymerase II-specific; RNA polymerase II cis-regulatory region sequence-specific DNA binding
Source: RefSeq, a predicted model, not a curated record
UGUUGCAUCAAUCGCUGGUAGAGGUCUGCCCAAACCUUCCUACUCUCUAACGGAUCGAAAACACUUCUCUUCUCCCUCUAUAUACCUCCUUAUAUUCUCCUUGGCAUCGAUCUCCUUCAUCUCUCCAAUCAUCUUCUUUGCCCUGUAUUUAAGUAUUCUAGCUAAACAAUUAACCAUCUCUCUCUCUCUCUCCCUCUCUCCCUGUAGUUACAUAUAUAUGCUUUGCUAGCUCUUCUUUGCUUUAGCAAGAAGAAGGUACAAGAAUUGAAGUAGUGCUAUAGCUAUAGCUAGGGUUCAUAUAUUCAAGUACUAUAGAAAUAUCGUGCUUUUGGUUCUUGGGAUUGGAUUCUUUGAUUGUUCUAUUUAGAAGAUUAAAAAAAAUGUGUACUAGAGGCCAUUGGAGGCCUGCAGAAGAUGAGAAGCUUAAGGAGUUGGUUGAGAAGUAUGGUCCUCAUAAUUGGAACGCGAUCGCCGAAAAGCUUCAUGGAAGAUCAGGGAAGAGUUGUAGGUUGAGAUGGUUUAAUCAGUUGGAUCCAAGAAUCAAUAGAAGUCCUUUUACCGAAGAGGAAGAAGAAAGACUUCUUGCUUCUCACCGGAUCCAUGGGAAUAGAUGGGCAGUUAUUGCAAGGCUUUUCCCAGGUCGCACCGAUAAUGCAGUGAAGAAUCAUUGGCAUGUCAUCAUGGCAAGAAGAUAUAGAGAAAGGUCUAGGCUUCAUGCAAAAAGAACUGCUCAAGCUUUGGUAAACGAGCAAAAAUUCUCUUCAAAACAAGACAUGCAGAUAAAUUGUGAGACGAGGAGCUUUUCUUCAUUUGUCAAGAAAUAUUGUGAGAAAUUCGGCCAAUAUCCUUUGAUCACUCACAGCUACUUACCGGCCUUUUGGAAAGAGUUCUACAGUGACGAUCCAAGUAAUUGUGAAGAUCAAAAUCGGCCCAUUGAGUUCUACGAUUUUCUCCAAGUAAACACGGACUCCAAUAAAAGUGAAGUGAUAGACAAUGCAAGAAGAGAGGAUGAAGAGGUAGAUCAGCAGGAAGUCAUAUUGGAACAUCAGAGCAAGGCUGGCGUUCCAUUCAUUGAUUUUUUCUCAGCUUGAAGAUCUUCAUAGCACAGCUUGGUGGUGUGUCAAAUGAGUGACCAACAAAUGCACAGUAAUCAUACACCUAAUUAGUUACUCAGUCUUGUAUCCUACAACUGCAUUGACUCAAGAAAUAUUUAAGGGGAGAAACAUGUACGUACGUAGCAUAUGUAGGAAAUAUUUCAUAUACAUAAGAAAGCUCUAUGCAUAGAGAGACGAGGUUUUAUUGAAGUUGCUAAUCUAAAUUAAAUGUCAAGAUCAUCUACCUUUGUUGUUUA